Molecule: messenger RNA, 348 nt
Organism: Dibothriocephalus latus
Lineage: Eukaryota; Metazoa; Platyhelminthes; Cestoda; Diphyllobothriidea; Diphyllobothriidae
Source: the annotation of a GenBank genome assembly
AUGUUGGUGAAAUACUUCCUGCCCAAGGCGGCCAACAUAAUCCAUCGAGCUCUAUCGCCGCUGGCGACUCUUCUAAUCAUUGUCAUUGUCGGCUUCGGUACCUACGUCAACCUGCCCAUCUACGCUCUGAUUGGUCAGUAUCCCCUGCUGCUGCCCACAGCAGCCGCCCUCCCCUGGAUUGGCUUUCUACUCGCCGGUCUGAUCGCCUUCCUGCUUCGAAGGCCCUGGGCCGAAGUCCUCACGAUCGCCAUAGAAACGGGUAUUCAAAACAUCGGCAUUGCCAUCCUCGUGCUGAUCUAUUCCAUGCCCCAACCGGAGGGGGAUAUAGGUGCCGUGAUGCCGCUGGUU